AUGAACAAAACCUCGUCAGCUACCUAUUUAGAAGAUUGUGUUUUGCGGGGGGUAGAGCGCGAGGACCUCCAAGAGGUUCACGCGCAGCUGGCGGAACAGGAGCACUACGAUCACCAGGGGUUGGAACAAGGUGAAGACGAAGAAGGGGAAGAAAGUGGAGCUUCAGUCAACAUUGCGCAAUGCAGUAGUGCAAAUACUCACCGAGACACUAGGAACGAUUUCAUUGGAGGAAAUUCUCCAACACAUGGGGGUAGCAGCAACGAGUAUAUGCUAAACUAUUUGAACGCAUAUAUAAAUAAAAAUAUAAGGAACCCUAAAACACCAGAAAAUAUUAACCAACCCAAUAUAUUGACAAGCCAAUGUGCAGACCAAAUGAGAAAUGGAAAAAAUUCCACCAACGGUACUAUUAUGGAUAGCAGCAAACAGUGCAUCAGCAACUUUUUUAAAGACCGAGAUAAGGGCGGUAACCCUUUACAUGGUGUACAGGCUGCAGCCAACCUCCGCUACAUGCUAAUCCCAAAUGAGAACGAGCGAAAAGAGGACGUAAAAUGGAACCAACACUUAAGUAAUUUUAUACACACGGAACUACAACACGGCUUCGUGGACAAUACAGUGCAUGCGCCAAACAGGAGUAUCCUCAUGAACGGAUCGCAUUGUUCAGAUCAACGAACAAAGAACGCACACGAUUGGGAGAAAGCAGCAGCCGUGUUGGCGGAGGACGUGGGGAAUAUCUUUGUCAAUAAAUUUCACCCAGAUGGGACGGGAAUCGCCACCGGUGGCUUGAGGCAGCCGAGUACUACACACAGCUUCCAAAAAGACCCCAAGAACGAACCCAACCCUAACAACGCCAGAGGGUGCGAAAACUACAAGCUAUCACCAAGUGCAAGUGAAAAUCUCUCCCCGAGUAAGAGGCCAAUCGAGUACGAUAAGGUCCAUGGGAUGUUCCUUAACAGUGUUGGGGAGAAAAGCGCCAAAUGGGCAAUCCACCCCAGUAGGAUGGAAGAAAAAGACCCUAUUAUACUCACCGACCAUGAAAAAAUGAACUGUGCAAACAGGAACGGGAAGGCAAAUGAUGAAAUACGCCCCCCAGUAAUAAAUUAUUCAAAUCAGUACAUGAGAGGACAAGAGAAGGAAAAUUACCAAAGCUUCCUCCAUGUAAUUAAUAAAAAAAUGGAAAAUUUUUCUAAAGAUAGAAAUGCUAUUGCUGUGGAAAAUAUGUACAAGUCAGACUUCCAAUCCUUGAAUGCAUCACUUAACCAUAACAACACCCCCAUAUAUAUGAACAAUACUGAUAAGGGACCCACUGUGGGAUGCACCAAAAUAAAUUUAGAGGAAGAACAAACCCCUAUUCAUAACACAGUCGCAUCGACGGUCAAUCCAAAUUACCAUGCAGCAUUCGUACAUAACGAGUCAAAUGCAAAUUGUGAAAAAACAAAUUUGAAAAAGGUGCAACAAGAACGGCAACACAUACUACUACAGCAAGGUUAUGACGAUAAAGCAACUCUGGUUGCUACUCCGGGAUUCUUUUCCCGUCGGGGUUCCUUCGCACAGGAGGGAAUGCAUCCUUGUGGGUUUGUCGAUAGCCACGGAAGAAAAAUCUCCAUCGAUGCGAACGCAAUGAGGGAUUUAGAAAUGCUGGGAGGUCAGGGAAGCGGAGCGUCAGAUGUCUUCCCCUGCAAUGGCGACCCAGGAAAGAAUAUAAAAAAUUACUGCGACAAUGAUGAGGAUGGCGAUGGUGAUGACGAUGAUGAGGAGCAGGAAGAGGAGGAUUCUCCCGAGGUGGCUAAAGUAAAUGGCGUAAAUUUUUCCAACAACGUGCAUAGGCUACGUGAAGAGUUAAACUUUAUUGAAGAGGGACUAGUGGGCCACCAGAAGGAACGAGGCUCGAAUAGUUGUUUCCAUUUUGUUCAGAAGGAGAACAAAAUAAAAAGUCCUCCUCCUCACGUUGGCGAUUAUGAUGAUCGUGGAGUGUCUGCAGGGAGUGGCGACCUCGGCGACCCUGGUGAUCAUUUGGACCACACGGACCACGCCGAAAUGACCGAAGCACAGUGCGUGAAUUACGCAUUAGAAAAGGGAGUCGGAGCUGUCACCAGCGCAGGGGAGGAAGAGGAUAGCGGCACCAAUAGGAACAGCCCAGGUGGAAAUGAGAACUGCUCCAGCAGCAGGAGAAGUAGCCGCGAACACAGUUAUAACAACAACAAUCCAUUUAAUGUAGAGGCCUUUGCAGGGGACCCAUUCAUUGUCGAUCCCUUGCGCAACGACCCCUUUGGAAGCGGCGAGCCCUUUGCAGGUGAUCCUUUUUUUAAUGAUCAUCACUGUGGGGGGAAGGACGCAUUGUGUCUCAACCAGAUAGGAACGUACAGUGAACACAACGAGUAUUAUGCCAACGUGCAUGACAAUGAAGAAAACGAUAAUGCUCUCGACAAUGUUAAUAACAAUGCCACCUUGAAUGAUGAUUAUGUUUUUCCAUCCAGUGGAAAAAAAAAUCACCACCAUGAUCUAGAAGAUGGUGGUGUUGUCCCACAAGACACCCAGGUUCAAUUUGACAACGAAGGUUACCUCUUCGCAGGCAGUAGCACCAGCAAUAACAAUUGUGUGUCAGUAAAACAGGUGCCUACAGGUGCAAACGCAUUCGUCCGCUCGACCAGUCGUCCCCACCAGGACGAUUUCAUGUGCAAGCACUUGAGUAACGACCAUGUGGAAACGGCGAACGCGAGUCAAAACACAUGUCAAAUGCACCAGGACAGUGACUUCAGUGACGCGGCUGCCAACGAUCGAGGCGGUCGCAUCAAUGGAAGCAGCGACGGUACCAACGGGCAUAGCAACGGUCAUAGCAACGGUCAUAGCAACGGUCAUAGCAACGCCCAUAGCAACCGCAGCAAUGGAAGCAGCACCACGGGCGGGGAAGGGGACAGAACAUUGUUCAGUAACACCCACCUUGGGGGAAGCGAAACAAAUUUCACUCAAAAGAAAAAUGUAAGUGACGCCCAUGCAAAUCAGGACGACGUACUCCGCACCACAGCAACAAGGCAAAGUAGCCACUUCAGUUUAAACAAUUGUGUUAUCCAUGUGAAGGAUGAUAAUACCCCCAGAGAUGAGUCGCAUCCUGUGGGGAAUCUCUUCGUCAAUCAAGACCCAGCGCCAGGUGUUGUAGAGGGAGCCUCCCCUUGCCUAGAGGAAGAAUUUCUACGCACACGGCAGAAAAUUGAAAGGGCCAUUACGCCCACAGAUCAUGGUGGGCCUGAUAUGACCGGCAGUGACAGAUCUGUCGAGUGCACCCGGGGAGAGAGCGGAACAGACGGAAAAAACGAACACGUAGAAAUGCUCUCCCGUGUUCAGGAGAACAAGGUCUACCAAAAUCGUGUUAUAGAGGAAGAAGUAAGUAACAAGGAGCUGCAUGCCAUUGGCAGAAACUCAUUUGACGACGCAACCUUUGGUAGAAACUCGUUUGAUGAUGGAACCCUUUUGAGCAACUCCCAUCGCGUGCAAAAAUACAACCACGCAGAUGUGACGUUAACACACGAAGGCUACCCCCUCGUGGAUCGAAACUUUCAUAAAAACGGAAUCACCAUAAAUACAAAUAGCAUUAUCACCCAUGGAAGCAGCAUGGUCAGCAAUGAAGAAGAAUGGAUGCACUUGAAUGGGGAGUACAAUCAGGUGGGUUAUCACCUAAGCAUCACUAAAGCGAAGAGGAUAGGAAACCCAAUCAACUCCAACAGUAGUAGUAGUAGUGUCAGUGGAAGAAAUGCCCAUAACACCUUGGCAGGCAGUGCCAGUGUUGUCGGAAAUGCGAACAAUUUAAAUCAUGUGAAUGCGAAGUUAAAGGGGAGUUACAUCCCUUCCAGUCAUUUAAGAGAUUAUUCUGGCUUGGGCUCCAUUAGCCGUGGAAACGGCUUUGGCGACGCCCCAGCUUCUGCCCACCAUGGCAACUUACAGGGACUCCAAAAUGACACUGGGCUAAUACAGCGCUCUCAGCAUGUGAGGAACGAAGUCUUGCGAGAUAGGAGCAUGGAGGAAGGAACAGCCAGAGGUUCUUACAACUGGAACAGUGAAAGAAGUACCCAUUAUGACCCCUCCAUAUUUUGCGGAAACACUAAUGAAACGAAAAAUUUGUUAACAAACUUUUUUGAUGCUGUUGAAUCGGGUACUUUGAACCAGAGAGCAAAAGUGGGAGGAGCCAUAGCAGGAGCAUUCGCCAGCAGUGGAAACGAACAACACGCUGUUGAUAAUUUUAAUUUUUCACGCAACGGGUAUCAGAAGCAGAGUGAAGUGAAAAACCGUGAGAAGUUCCCUCCGACCACUGAUCGUCCAAACCAUAGUGGAAGCAAUUCAAACCACCUACAGAAUGGUAACACGAUUGAUAUGUUUAGUAAUGCAAGUCAGGUUGGAAGAGUGAAGAGUCUAGGCACGAUGGACAUCCUGAGUGGGAGAGUCACACAUGCGGAAAUACCAAAUGGCAGCCUCCCCAGUGGGGAAGUACCAAAUGGGGCCAUCUCCAAUGCGUGCAAUGGAGGCGCCCACAGCUUCAACCACUUCAUGAGCAAAAAUGGAGAGGGACAAGAAGCGCACCAGAAGGUGGCGAACUCGAUGACAGGUCCUACUUCGAAGAAUGUAAAUUUGGUAGAAAAUCACCUCCUACCCCAGAAGAACACACCCCCUGUCAUGCAAAACAACAGAAAUAAUAAUCUCGUACAUUCCAUUGUCUAUUAUAACCCCAGCAAGCUUCUCAUUAAUAAACAUAUUCACGCCAAUAAAUGUAUGAACGGCAAGGUAAAAAUUAUGAAUAAUGGAAAUGCCGGCCCACAUAACAGCAACAAUAGUGUGGGUAAUUUGGGGGGAGACGCUCGACUUGGUGCCAAUCCUGCGCAUGUUUUGGGAGGCUCCAAUUUAUUGCAGGUCGACAAUGAAAGCAGAAAAUACCUAACCGUUCUAAACAGCAACAGCAGUGGUGCUGGUAUACUGCCUGUGCCCCACAGGAAGGGGAAUAAUUAUCCUCCAACCGAUGCUAGUAAGGCGAAAGGGAAAAUGAUCCCCCCAGCGUUGAUGGGCAGUGGUGACAAGGCAAACUCGACUAGCAGCCAAAUGGAUGCAUGUAGUAACCUCGUGAUGUCUACCCACGGAGGGAUCACACACACAACGAUUAGUAGCGCCACUAACUGUACCAACACCUCUCCGCAUGAACACAACUCGAGUGUGUCCUUCAGUAAGGUAGGGGGUGCAUAUGCCCCGUCCACAAAUGCAGGAACAAUGACCUCCUCGCAUAUGAUGUCAAGCCAUAAAAUGAACAGCUUUGUAAUUAAUGAAAAUCUUAGUGACAUUAUGUUGAGCCAAAAUUUUAAUACCUUUUUUAAUAACGCCCGACCGAAUAUACAAGCAGGGGCGAGCAGCACUCUAUGUGGAAGCAUCGGAGGUGUAUCAAACGUAAACAACUCCACUGCGCAGGGUGGUAUUAUUAUCCCUUCAAAGAAGAACGAAUUUAUGUACAGCGGCAUGAAGAGCAAUCUGGGGGAAGGAAAAAGAAAUAACAUGUGCGAAACGGUUAGUACCUACUGCAAGGACAACUCAAACGAUGCGUCCAAUAUAGGGGAGGAAAGUUUUUUUCAUGUAGGUGGCUCGACGGGUGGAGUACCCAGCGAAGGUGUUGUGAAGGAUCAGACGUCACAUCAUCACCUCACCCACCCCAAAAUGAUAGACGCGAACAGUAACAAGUUUGCCAGUUUUAUUGGUAACCCUAAAAUGAGGAAAGAUGUAAAGACAAAUAAAAUGAUGGAGUCACAUGUUAAUCACUCCUUUGUGAGUAGCAAGAAUGGGAAAGGCAACAGCGGUAGGUUUAAUGAAUACUCGAAGCAUGUGGUGGAGGAGCAUUUUGAGGGAGACACGAAUCACAACUCCAGUGAACAGAAUGCAGGAGGAUCAUUUAAUGAAAGGAGAAAGCCCGGCAUUCCCCACUACACAAAAGGGGGCGCCAACAACAGAUACUUGAAUGGAGUGUUGAGCGGAGACCCUAAGGGCAAUGGAAGUAAUGUAGAAGAUUUGACGAAGGAAAUUUUUUUCCCCAGUGGAGCCGACGGAGUGGGUACGCAAAACGGACACACCCACCCCCAUUUUCGAAAAAAUUUUAUGCGAAACAAGAAUAUGUACAUGAAGGCUAGCAAUGGUGAAGUGUGGGGAGCCGCUGGGUCGAGGGACUAUAAUAAUAUUCCUCUUCAAAGCGGGUUUGAUGAUAAAGGAAGAGAUGGUGCUGUUGUAACUGGCGUGGCGUCUGCUUCAAUGGGAGAUGCUCGGCUCUUCCGCAACCACCCGAUGAAUCACACCAGAGGUAGCGGCGAACACAGAAUUGAGGACCAGAUGAGUCACUACGGGUACAAGGCUGAACUCGCUGCCGUAACGGUAGACCCGGAAAAAGUGUGCAAGGAAGACGAUGAUAAAAAUACUACUAAGGCUCAGGAAAGAAGGUACGGUAUGCAGGCCGAGGUGUUAACCAAAUGGACGGGUAGCUUGGGUCAGGGCAACACGGUUAGCAGCAGCACCAACAGUGGUAGCAGUAACAACGGUAGUAGCAACUAUAGCGGCGGGGGAGGCACAUACACGGCUGGCGGCAAUUAUGCUGCUGCCAAUUACGCUGUUGGAGGCAACAGUGCAAGCAUGAACAACGUGAUAAGGGCUAUGGUACAAAACCCACUGAAUUGUAACGGAGGUGUGGUAGCGAACCACGCUAGGAAGGGAGGAGCACCUGUUGGUGGGGCAGGAAACCUCAUGGGACUAUCCUCAGGGCACAUGGCGCAGAACCCAAGGAACAUCAACAACGAUGGCACCGUGCCAAACGAUUUGUUAAUGAAGGGAAAAAAUUUCGAGGAAUUGAUAUGCAGCAAGGGCUACGCUCCGAGUAGGUACCCGCAGUGUGCGUAUAAUAAUGUGAAUACGAAAAUGGCUAACCCGAUUCAGGGUGCCUCAAGUCCCCAUCACCAUGGUGCGCAUGGUGGCGUUCGUAGCGGCAUUCAUAGCGGCCUGCAGAGCGCUCCGCAUGGCAGUGUCCCUAACGUGUCGCUUAACAUGCUCCCCACCUGCGCGGGCGGCCCCGUCAAACACAACGAAGAUUUAAGAAUCAGUGGAGAAAAAAAUAACCUAAAGGUGGCAGGCAGCAACAUGAACAUGAGAAAUGCAGUGAAUCAGGAUGUGGCCAUGUACAACUCGGUGGGAGGCAUUUGUUACAAUAAGAACAGCAGUGUGGUUCCCGCGGUAGGUGGAACGAGUGUGAGCGGUGGCGGACACGGAGUAGGUGUGAAUGGUGGCGGACACGCAGCAGGAGGAAGCAACAACAACAGCAUGAGGGGUCCAAGUGUUGAAUCAUUUAAUUACGUCAUGAGCAACGAGCAGACAGGAAAUCUGAUGCAACAACACGCGCUAGAGAAUUGCACAAAGAACAGAAACAUUUUGAAUAAUAAUUUGAAAAUGAACAUGGGAAAAAACUGCGCAAAGGUUAGAAACGCGCAUCAUCAGAGUGGUUAUGCACACCUCGUGGUGCAGCCCAACGGGGACGUGCGAAAUGGAGGACAACCUUCCAUGGUGAUGGGCGGUGCGCAAGCAGCAUUGGCAUCGCCAGCUGUAGCAGUGACGAGCGUAACUGGCGUGACAGGGGGAGGAGCAACGAUUUUGCACAACCAGAACGGAGGAGGCCUCAGCGAGUACGCGCAGCAUUACUAUGAACAGCAACAGCAACAGCAACCCCUCCUGCAGUUGCACUCGCACCAUCAGCUGCACCCCCUUCACCAGAUGCAUCCCUCAUGCGAACCCGACCACGGGCAGCAUGCCAAGUACCUCUCCAACACCAGCGACCUAGCCAUUAAAAAGAAGGAAUACGAAAAUGUGUUCAGGUUGUCCAAAAAUCAGCUUUUAAAUCUUGAGAAUGAAAUAAAAUAUUUAAAAUCGCUAGCUGCGUAUAAUAUAAAGCCCAAGGACCUAUACUUUGAAACGUGCGAAGAGACAGAUGCUUUUACUUACGAGAGUGGUGGUGUGACGAAUGGAGAUUACUGUUAUACCCACCAUCAGCUGCACCAAGGGGGAGCAGGAAUAGGUUGUGUGGAUGGUAAUGGCCUACCCAUGGGAGCGGGUGCUAAUCAAAUGAACGGUAUGUUAAGUCCAGUUGCGAACUCAGCAGGAAAUCACUACCACGUGAAUGGAGGCGCCAGAGGAGGUGCAGUAGUAGCUGCAGCAGGGCAGCUGAUGGACCAACCGCCCCUGGGUGGCAAAAUGAAAAGAGAAAAGGGAAAAACAAAAUUGUAUACAAACAAGUUUAGCAGCAAGUUCAAAUACACAGUGAUUGAGGAAGGAUCAUUCGGAGUGGUCUACAAAGGAUGGUAUAAAGGAAUGCAUGUAGCUGUGAAGGUACCAGUAGAUAAAAUGGCCAAGCAAGACCCAUACGGCUUAACCAAAAGGUCCAUCAACGAAUGGAAAAUCCUGUCGAAAUGUGAUCACCCAAAUAUAAUUAAAUUUUGUGGAGGAAUCAUACACAGCUAUUUUGACAUUUGGCUAGUAACCAAGUUAGUUAACGGAUUAGAUCUGCACACGAUAAAAAAUAAUAUGAAGAAGGACGACAAAGUGAUGAGCAUAGAUGUGUCUUUGAAAAUGUGUAGGCAGCUAGCCAAUGUAAUCAACUUUUUACACACACCCAUAAAGAACAAAAAGGACGUAAUUAUACAUAGGGAUAUCAAACCUGAAAAUUUAAUCGUUGAUGAUGACUGGAACAUACACCUGUGCGAUUUUGGUGACUCAGAAGAAUGUGAAGAUGGAAUAGUAACCAAUGUUUCAGGUGCCACAUGGAUUUAUGCUCCUCCUGAAUUAUUAACGUGUCACCCUUUGAAGCAGAGUAGCGAUUAUAACUUUUUAGAACAUACGAAAUUGUCUUACAAGUGGGAUAUUUGGUCCAUGGGAUGCGUAUUUCAAGAAAUGAUGAAUCUGCCUUCCCCCUUUCAACAUUAUAUUAUUACAUUCGAUGAGUCAGACCAGAUAUAUGAAAAGCUCGUGGAUGUGUUUACGAAGAAGUUGCCUCCUUGUAUUCAUUCUAAGAUUGAAAACUCUCCCUUCGCUGAUAUCAUUCGGCUGUGUUUAAACUAUGACCCGAAUUUACGCCCCACGGCAUCUGAAAUCGUUCAGCUGCUUAACCAGCCGGACGAGUACCUGCUGCUCAAGCGGGCCUAG
This is a messenger RNA of Plasmodium fragile, 9198 nucleotides long. RefSeq names its product serine/threonine protein kinase. Gene Ontology annotation, biological process: protein phosphorylation. The transcript has a single exon. NCBI's taxonomy places the organism in Eukaryota, Apicomplexa, Aconoidasida, Haemosporida, Plasmodiidae. Gene Ontology annotation, molecular function: protein kinase activity; ATP binding. The coding region runs from base 1 to 9198 and encodes 3065 amino acids. The record is from RefSeq and is a predicted model, not a curated record.